Molecule: messenger RNA, 2454 nt
Organism: Esox lucius (northern pike)
Lineage: Eukaryota; Metazoa; Chordata; Actinopteri; Esociformes; Esocidae
Gene: drd4a
Product: dopamine receptor D4a
Exons: 4
Coding region: 559-1839 (426 amino acids)
Biological process (GO): adenylate cyclase-inhibiting dopamine receptor signaling pathway; adenylate cyclase-activating adrenergic receptor signaling pathway
Cellular component (GO): plasma membrane
Molecular function (GO): dopamine neurotransmitter receptor activity, coupled via Gi/Go; G protein-coupled receptor activity
Source: RefSeq, a predicted model, not a curated record
UGCACGUUCAGAUCUCUGAAAUUGCGUCUUGGAAAAGGUCUCAAGGGCAGAACAUGAAAAAAACGUUUUUUGCAAAGACGGACUUGAUAACCCUCGCCUGUUCAAUCGGAAAUAACUGGACUGAGAAGAAAAACAACACAGCGCGCGUGCCAAAUUGACUUUGAUUUUAAAAGAUAGACCUACAUUAACGGAAUUGAAUCCAAUGGGUCAGGGUCGACCGAUAAGUAAUAUGAAUUUUGGUAACGUUGGCCUGUUGCUGGCUGGUAUUGUCAGCCGGGACCCGGCGUCAGAAGGAACCUCUGUAGCUCUGUCUCUGUCCAGCGCGCGUAGUGCUGAAAAGAUGACGCGGAUCAUGAAGAACAACAAGGCGUCUCAACAGAGUUUUCGGCAUUGACAACUUCAAGAAUGCAAAAGAAACCCAUCCUGCACACCAGUUUGAAACGCCGCCUACAUGAAAAUCACUUUCAAGACUUCCACAUGGACCGUCCGUUAAAUAACUUAUUCUUCUAGAAGAGAGGAAGCGUGGAUCCUUUUCGGUGCGAGCGGCAGUCCGCAGAAAUGCCAGCCAACCUCACCGUCUCAAACAACACAGUGCUAGUUCUGGGUGACGAGAUUAAAACCGGCCAAAGCCAGGAAUAUGACUAUAACGUCCUUGCUCUGAUAUUUGGAAUAUUGCUAAUUAUAGUAAUCAUUUGUGGAAAUUUGCUUGUGUGCCUUAGCGUGUACAAGGAGAACGCUUUGAAAACUACAACCAACUACUUCAUAGUCAGUCUGGCUGUGGCUGAUUUGAUGUUGGCAGUUUUGGUUUUGCCACUGUUUAUAUAUGUUGAGUUUCAGGGUGGUAUAUGGUCACUGAACAUGCACAUCUGUGACGGCCUGAUGACCAUGGAUGUGUUGCUGUGCACGGCCUCCAUAUUCAACCUCUGCGCCAUCAGCAUCGACAGGUUCAUAGCUGUCUCCAUUCCUCUCAACUACAACCGUAAGCAUGUGGACCAGAGGCAGAUCUUUCUGCUCUCAGGCACUUGGAUCCUGGCCUUGGCUGUGGCCUCACCUGUCAUAUUCGGCAUUCAGAAUGUCCCUCAGCGGGACCCGAAAGAGUGUAAACUAGAGGACGACAGCUAUGUGGUUUACUCCUCAGUCUGCUCCUUCUUCCUUCCCUGCCCAAUCAUGCUACUUCUCUACUGCGGCAUGUUCAGGGGCUUGAGGAGGUGGGAGGAGGCACGCAAGGCCAAACUGAGGAGGAGCAUCCAGGCUUGCAGGAAGUUCCAGGAAGCAGCUUCCUCUCUGCCGCCGUUGGCCCCCCUGUCUCCUCUUCCGCCCGUUAUCAAGCGAGAGGAGCUCACGGACACAAAGCAGGAGCUGAAGGAGUUUCAUCUGGAGGAGCAGGACCCUUACCACCUAGAAUCUCCAGACGGCCCUUAUGCCAACUCCUCACCAGACACCCCAGACUGCCCCUAUAACACCUCCUCAAUAAUAUCUGAGUACAAGGACAGGUCUGCGCCCACUGUUGUAGCCUACUCCAACAUUAGGUACAACCUCUGCCCUCUGCCUGACCCUCGCAAGAAGAAGAGAGCCAAGAUUAACGGCCGAGAGAGAAAGGCCAUGAAGGUGCUUCCUGUCGUCGUGGGUUGCUUCCUGUUCUGCUGGACUCCGUUCUUCGUGGUCCACACCAUGCGGGCCUUGUGUGCCACCUGCUACAUCCCCCCAGCCCUGAUGAGCACCGUCACCUGGCUGGGUUACGUCAACAGUGCCCUCAACCCCAUCAUCUACACCGUCUUCAACACAGAGUUCAGGAACUACUUCCAGAAGUUUCUCCACAGCUUCUGUACACACCCAUAGGAAGAAGAAAAGAAAAAAAACAUCAGCCUGGCUGCAGGUCCGAUUGUGGCGUCUCGCAAAUCAUUAUGGUAGUGUGACCAUAAGUUUUAGCAACACUGCAAAAAACAAAUGGGAAACUAAGCUAAGGCACUACCGUCGAUGAAUGGAUAAAGAAAAAUAUUAACUAAAGCACAAUGAUAGAUGUUACAAUAUCAAGUCUGUGAUUUGCUGUAAAGCAGGGGUCAGCCAGUACAUUGUUCUGUUGGACCAUAUGGUUGGGACACAGAAAAUAAUUAUAAAUAAAGCCCAGCAAGUGAUUGUAAAAUAAUAACAAAGUCUCUUAUUUUUAUUUGUGGGAAUACUUGUGGACAGAUUUCCAAAAGUAAUCUUUAUUUUGCAGAAUUAUACAAGUUGGAGGGGCCAAAAAUAUUAUCUGCCCAUUUCCUCUCUUUUGGAGUUUACAUUUUUACAACUUUUUUCUGUUGGGUUUACGCUUGUGAUGUAUUGUGACAGCAAUGUUGUUUGUCAGCUGCCCAUAAUAUGUAAUUUCCAUGUUUUAUGUGGAAAGCUUUGUGGUGACAAAUUGCAUCGAAUUCCUCCAACUGAGAAAAAAGCAAUUAAAAGUAUAAAUAUCAG